AUGGCGGCGGCCCCCGUGUGGGGCGGCGGGGGGAACGGCAGCCAGGGCGAGGCGUCGUGGCCCGGGCAGCCGUGCGACGAGCGGCUGUGCUCGGCGCUGCCGGUGCGGGCGCUGAUCCCGGUGACGGCGGUGUGCGCGGGGCUCUUCGCCGUCGGUGUGGUGGGCAACGUGCUGACGGUGCUGGUCGUCUGCGGGCAGCGCGACAUGAAGACCACGACCAACCUGUACCUGGGCAGCAUGGCCGUGUCCGACCUGCUCAUCCUGCUGGGGCUGCCCUUGGACCUGUACCGCCUGUGGCGCUCGCGGCCGUGGAUCUUCGGGCAGCUGCUGUGCCGCCUCUCGCACUACCUGAGCGAGGGCUGCACCUACUGCACCAUCCUCCACAUCACCGCCCUGACGGUGGAGCGCUACCUCGCCAUCUGCUUCCCCCUCAAGGCCAAGGUGGUGGUCACCAAGCGCCGCGUCAAGGCCGUCAUCGGCGCCCUCUGGGCCUUCGCCCUCCUCUCGGCCGGGCCCUUCUUCUUCCUGGUGGGCGUCGAGCAGCCCGACAACCGCACCGACUUCGGCCGCGAGUGCAAGCCCACCCCGCAGGCCCUCGAGUCCGGCCUGCUGGCCACCAUGUUCUGGGUCACCACCACCUACUUCGUCCUGCCCGUCCUCUGCCUCAACGUCCUCUACGGCUUCAUCGGACGGGAGCUGUGGCGCAGCAAGGGGCGCCUGCAGGGCCCCAGCGCGGCCCUCAGGGAGCGGGGACACCGGCAGACCGUCAAGAUCUUGGCUGUGGUGAUUCUGGCCUUUAUAAUUUGCUGGUUGCCUUUCCACAUUGGCAGGAUCAUUUUUAUAAACACUCAGGACACCAGGAUGAUGCUCUUCUCCCAGUACUUUAACAUCUUUGCCCUGCAGCUUUUCUACCUGAGUGCCUCCAUCAACCCCAUCCUCUACAACCUCAUUUCGAAGAAGUACAGGGCGGCAGUCUACAAGCUGCUGCUGCCGCACCGCUCCGCGGGAAGGGCCUUUGCGAUCACUAAAGAGGCCGGAGGCUACACGGAAACCAGCACUAGCAUGAGAAACAAGUAAAUGGCUGGCCCCU
Messenger RNA from Cygnus atratus (black swan), 1090 nucleotides. RefSeq names its product motilin receptor (gene MLNR). Gene Ontology annotation, molecular function: G protein-coupled peptide receptor activity. The coding region runs from base 1 to 1077 and encodes 358 amino acids. The transcript has 2 exons. The record is from RefSeq and is a predicted model, not a curated record. Lineage: Eukaryota; Metazoa; Chordata; Aves; Anseriformes; Anatidae. Gene Ontology annotation, cellular component: plasma membrane. Gene Ontology annotation, biological process: G protein-coupled receptor signaling pathway.